CUGUGACCGGUGAUUGUCAGCAUGCCUCACCAACCGCCGGCCACCAGGAAAAGGAUCGCAGCGGAGGCCGGAGCGGGUUACUGGAGACACCAGGGGAGCGACAGCAGCUCUGACAACUACAACUACCAGCCAGGCAUCCAACCGCUGCACAUGGCUUAAUGCAUUAAAAAGACUUAACUUGGAUAACACCAUGGUGGCAAAUCUCAUGUGCAUAGCCCAUCAUGCCAGUAAUUUCAAUAAGGACCAUAGAGCAAAUGAUCGGGCCCAUGGUGUCUUCCAGGUUGGUGCUGGCUUGUGGUGCCAAUGCCCUAAAUACCCAGGCCAGAAUCACUGCCAUAUCCCAUGUUCUGCCUUACAUGACCAAAACCUAAAUGAUGAUAUCCAAUGUGCUGUCACUGUUAUAAAAACCCAAGGAUACACUGCCUGGGGUGUCUGGAAACAACACUGUGCCAAUAAAAACCUUCAAGAAUAUCUAACGUGUCCAACGACUUGUUAACUUGAUACGAAGUGAUGAAAACACCGGAUGACUGAUGAAAUCUCUGGUGUCUCCUCUCUGAAUCACCAAUCACAUGUAAUUGUUCAUCUUCUGAAAUUGUCACAAAAAUUUAACAGAAAAAUACCUUAAUCUACAAAUCAAUAAA
Hyla sarda is the source of this 641-nucleotide messenger RNA. Its product is annotated as lysozyme C, milk isozyme-like. NCBI's taxonomy places the organism in Eukaryota, Metazoa, Chordata, Amphibia, Anura, Hylidae. The record is from RefSeq and is a predicted model, not a curated record. The coding region runs from base 191 to 496 and encodes 101 amino acids. The transcript is spliced from 5 exons. Gene Ontology annotation, molecular function: lysozyme activity.